Molecule: messenger RNA, 1886 nt
Organism: Fopius arisanus
Lineage: Eukaryota; Metazoa; Arthropoda; Insecta; Hymenoptera; Braconidae
Product: E3 ubiquitin-protein ligase Mdm2
Exons: 5
Coding region: 225-1337 (370 amino acids)
Biological process (GO): negative regulation of apoptotic process; protein ubiquitination; regulation of gene expression
Molecular function (GO): ubiquitin protein ligase activity
Source: RefSeq, a predicted model, not a curated record
AGUCGUCAAUCGUAGACGCGUGUUGCUGCGUGUCGUUACUCGCACGGAAGCAACUGUAAGCAACUUCCUUUUUACGUAUUUGUACUAUACUAUGUGUGUGUACUCUGAACUAUCGUACGGGAGACCUUGAGUGUUUUUUCGCUGCCCUUUCACACAUAAAAUCCAAGCGAGGACCAAGCCUCUCAGUCAAUCAAAUCCGAUACAACGUUUUUACAUUAAAAAAAAUGAGCCUGGCAACUCCAUUGAAACGCUCAGCGUCUGCCUCGAUAAAUUCGGAUGUUUGGGAGGCACGAGGCUCUGAUGAUGAAGAACAAGGUAAUAAUGAACCAGAAUCGAAGAAGCAAAAGUACUCGUGGUAUGUGACAUUGGAGAGUGAAACUCCGGAUGGUACGUCCGAGGAUGAGAGUGAUAUUGAAACUGUUUACAGUGUGCAGGAUGAGGAAACAGAGUUUGCUCGUGACACAUCGGACACAUCAACCAAUACGUGGAUUAGCACUGACACUGCAGACGUGUCGGUGCAUGUCGAGUAUGAUGUGGCAUCGAUGUCUGAGUCAGACAAUCCUUUCUUGGAUGGUUUGUCUUCGUCAGAUCCCGAGGACAUAAUCCCCCAAGGAAUUCUCGCCGAAUUGAUUGAAUCGGACAUGGACCAGGCUGACAACAGUGACGACUCUCGUUCCUCCUUUGACAGCGAAAUUGGUCGCGCCGAUUACUGGACAUGUGUGCAGUGCAACAUGAAGAAGAAUAAUCCCCUAUUUCGUUACUGUGAGAAAUGCUUCCAGAUAAGAAAGAACUUCUUUCCCCCACGACCGAAAUGGAAGAGACGUAGAAGUAAAAAAGCACCGAAAUCCCUGGAAAAGUCAAGCCUAGAGCCCAAAAACUCGCAAGAGGAGCUGGUGAAAAUGGAUUCUGGAUUGGGGUCGAGUCAGGGGAGUCAGUCAAUCUCAGAGUUCGAUUCUGAGAGUGCGGCCUCAUCCCAGUGCACAGACAUUACCCUACCAACGUCUCCAUCGUUUGUGAAAAACUCCGACGACAUUGUGGACGGUAUUUCCUCUAGAUUCGUCCCCAACAAGACCCUCAGUCAGUGUUCUACACCAAAGGAUUCCCAACCCGAUGUCCGCAUAAUUCACAUACCUGAUGCGGCACAGCCUGAAGACGAUGGGGACAAUAAAAAUUGCAAUAUGUGCACUGUUAAUCCUAAGGACGGGGUAUUUGUCCAUGGAAAGGCGUCACACAUAUGUUGCUGCUACAAGUGUGCUGUAAAAACGUGGAAAGCCACGAAAUACUGUCCCAUUUGUAAUAGAAAAGUAACGAACGUUUUAAAGGCUUACAUCGUAUGACAGUAUUGCUAUCAAAUACAGUGACUUUUUUGCCAAAAUGUGUUCUUUCUCUCGAUGAUUGAUUUUUCUCUUUGAGAUGAAUUUUAUCCAUUUGGGCAGUGGGGCCUGAUCAAUGGCCAGGCGAUUUCAUAUUUUAUUUCCUCUUCAAGCAAUUUUCUUUCUUUCUUCUAUUGUUAAUAUUUUUUAUUCAUCGUGAAAGUCACAAAGAACGGGGAAUUAUGAUAAAUCGUCUGGCUGCUCGUCAACUGAUCCUCAAUAAGAAUUUCUUUUCUAUUUGGAGAGAAAAGAAAAAUUAUGGAGAGAAAAGUUUUUUCCAUUGUUUAAUAUUUAUCAUUCAGGCAGAUAAAAUUGCGAGUGCGGAGUAUGAUGAGUAAUGGCGAACCAAAAAUUAUUGAGAUCUUUAGAUUUUUUUCCAAUAUAGGUGAAAAUUAUAGUAAUUGAGGAAUGAAUUGGCGGGGCAAAGUUUAUGGAGAUUAAUAUACUUUCGUUUUCUCCUGUUCAAUAUUUUCCGAGAAUUAUUAUUGAAAGUGAAUAAAGUGUUAUCAGAAA